CCCCAACCGUGGGAACUUUAUAGAUAAGCGUAACUUUCGAUUUGUAUUGUUGUCAUAUGUUUUUGUGAGACAAUUAGAUUCCAAUAAGAAUUCAUUUUCUUGUGAAAAUCAUGAAAAACUUUCACAUUGACAAACCAAACAGUUCCGUGUAAUAAUUUAAUUUUGUGAUAUUGAUAAAAAACUGAUAACACUGAAAAUAAAAUGUCAAUAACAUUGUAGUGACGUUUCGCAUUCGGAAAAAUCGUAUUUCGAAUCUACCUUACAUACUUUAAAAUUUAACUAAAAUAAAAUGUAUUAUUUAAGUUCUCAACUCGUGGUGAAAUAAUAAAUAUAAUUUAUUCAUUUGUUCAGUUAAAAUAAUUAUAGGAUUUGAAGAUGACGACGAAGGAGCUAUACACAAAGGGUGCCCGAAUAUGGGUAGAGCACCCAGAGAAGGUAUGGGAGAGUGCCGAGGUGACGUCAGACUACCGGUCUGGCGUCCUCAUCGUGAAGAUCGACCAGACCGGAGAGGUUCGCCAGAUCAAGAUCAAGGAUGAGACGAAGAUGCCUCCGCUCCGGAACCCCUCACUCCUGAUCGGGCAGAACGAUCUGACUUCUCUCUCGUACCUUCACGAGCCAGCUGUGCUGCAUAACCUUAAAGUUAGAUUCUGCGACCGCAACGCCAUCUACACAUACUGCGGGAUCGUCCUAGUAGCAAUCAAUCCCUACUAUGACUUACCAAUAUACGGCGAUGAAACGAUAAUGGCGUACCGCGGGCAGGCGAUGGGCGACCUGGACCCGCACAUAUUCGCCGUAUCAGAGGAGGCUUACACCAAGCUGGAACGAGAGAGGAGGGACCAGAGUAUUAUUGUGAGCGGUGAAUCAGGUGCCGGUAAAACAGUGUCAGCUAAGUACGCGAUGCGAUACUUCGCGGCGGUCGGCGGCAACGCCAGUGAGACGCAAGUCGAGAGGAAAGUGCUGGCAUCCAGUCCUAUUAUGGAGGCAAUAGGCAACGCUAAAACCACGCGCAACGACAAUUCCUCCCGUUUCGGCAAGUUCAUCGAGAUCCACUUCGACGCCAUGUACCGCAUCUCCGGCGCCAGCAUGCGCACCUACCUGCUGGAGAAGUCGCGCGUGGUCUACCAGAGUGCUGGAGAGAGGAACUACCACAUAUUCUACCAGCUCUGCGCUGCCGCCAGCCAGAUGCCGGAGUUACAGUUGGAUCAUCAAGAGUCCUUCCACUAUUUGAACCAAGGCGGCAGUCCAAAUAUAGAUGGCGUUGAUGAUCUCCGUACCUUCAAUGAAACUAGGAGCGCGUUAACUACGCUAGGAGUGACAGAGACGGAGCAGGACGACAUGUUCCGCAUCCUGGCGACGAUCCUCCACCUGGGCAACGUGGAGCUGCUCGCGUGUGACCCAGACGCACCCCCCACCCAGGACACUGAUGAUGGUGCUUAUAUUAAUUCUACAGACAAGCACCUGGCCAUAGUAUGCUCGCUGCUCGGCAUAUCUCGCGCGGAACUGUCUCGAUGGCUCACACACAGGAGGAUUGCGUCUGCGCAUGAGGUGAUAGUAUCCCGCAUGGACGUGCAGCGCGCGUCGUUCGCGCGCGACGCGCUGGCCAAGCGCAUGUACGGAGAGUUGUUUGCUUGGCUCGUGCACGCCGUCAACCGCGCGCUCGACACCGGACACGCUAAGAAACACUUUAUUGGUGUGCUCGACAUCUACGGUUUCGAGACGUUCGAGAUAAACUCGUUCGAACAGUUCUGCAUCAACUACGCGAACGAGAAGCUACAGCAACAGUUCAACUCACACGUCUUCAAAUUGGAGCAGGAUGAGUAUAUCAAGGAAGAAAUAUCCUGGGAGAUGAUAGAGUUCUACGACAACCAGCCGUGCAUCGACCUGAUCGAGGACCGGCUGGGGGUGCUGGCGCUACUGGACGAGCAGUGCCGCGUGCCGCAGGGCUCCGACCAGGGCUUCGUGGCCAAGCUGCACCAGGCCUGCGCCGGGUACCAUCAUUUUAUGAAGCCUAGGUUCGGGAAUGCUGCCUUCAUCAUCAAACAUUUCGCGGAUAACGUGGAGUAUCAAUCAGGAGGUUUCCUGGAGAAGAAUCGUGACACGGUGUCGGAAGAACAGCUGGAGUGCAUCAAGAUGGCCACCAGUUGCCGUCUCAUCCACGCCAUGUUUGCUGACCGGGGGUGUGACCAACCCGUGUCUAAUACUCUGCCUCCCCCCUCUAAGAGGAGGACUACGCCCUCUGUGCCGCUGGGGAGUUUAACUCAACCGCCCCGCCGUACCUCGGGCCAGAAACAAACAGUAGGCUCCCAGUUCCGCGCGUCGCUCUCAGCGCUGAUGGCGACGCUGUCGGCCACCACGCCUCAUUACGUGCGGUGUAUCAAACCCAACGACACCAAGGAACCUUUCAUGUUCGAUAGCGCAAGGGCUGUUAAUCAACUCAGAGCUUGCGGUGUGCUGGAGACGAUCAGAAUAUCAGCUGCCGGCUUCCCGUCUCGAUGGUUGUACCAAGAUUUCUUCGCGAGGUACCGUCUCCUGUGCCUGCACCGCGAGAUAGACCGCGGCAACAUCAAGGCGACCUGCAGCCGCAUACUGACUCGGCACGUCAAGGACCCCGACAAAUACCAGUUUGGAGCCACCAAGAUAUUCUUCAGAGCUGGACAGGUGGCGUACUUAGAAAAGAUCCGCGCAGACAUUCAAAGAGAGUACUGCGUUCGGGUGCAGAGCUGCGUGCGACGAUUUGUCGCCAGACGCAAGUAUCUGCGACUAGUCGCUGCGAUUCGAGGGCUGCAGGCGAGAGCCAGAGGUUUUCUGGCUAGACGCCGAGCCCAAGAAAUCCGUCGCAAACGCGCAGCCAUUAAGAUACAGCGCAAUGUCCGCGGUUGGCUCGCGCGCCGCAAGUACUUGCGCCUGCGCAGCCUCGCCGUCGGUCUACAGGCACGUGCUCGAGGGUUCUUGGCUAGGAAGCUGUAUAGAGAUAGGAGGAAGGUUAUGGCUGUGAUAACAAUACAACGCUACGCGCGCGGCUACCUCGCGCGUAAACGCGCGAAGAAGAUCAGGCAUCAAAUCAUCAUCGCACAGGCUGCUAUACGUCGUUUCCUCGCCCGCCGCCAGUACAAGCGGCUGCGCAUCGAGGCGCGGAGCCUGGACCACGUGAAGUCCCUGAACAAGGGCCUGGAGAACAAGAUCAUCAGCCUGCAGCAGCGGCUGGGAGACGCGCUGGAGAAGAACAAGUCCAUUGAGGUGCUCAUGGCACAGAUUGCGGAUUUGAAAGCAAAACUAGAGCUAUUAAAACUAGUAGAAAUCGAAGCUAAGACUCUCCGAGUGGACAUUUUCGACAAGAGCAGCCUGAUAUCUACUCUACAGGAAGAAUUAGAAAGAGAAAGAGACAGCAAUAAACUUCUUAAAGAAGAGAAGAAGAGUUUAGAAGAGAAAUAUGAGAAAGACAGAGUUGCUUGGGAAGAGGAGAGUGAGAAGUUGGCGAAUGAGUUGAGAAGCAAUAAGGAACACUUUGAUUUGGCUAUUGAAGAGCGCGACAAACAGCAUGAGCAGGAGAAGAAGGCGCUGAACGCUGAGCUGGAGGCGGAGAGACAGAGUCGGCAGAAGCUGCUGUCCGCGCAGUAUGAGCUGCAGGAGAGGAUCGACUCCUUGCAGAGCAAACCAGCACCGAAAGAACACAGACGGUCGUUGUCUGACGCCAGCAACAACUCACAGCAGGAAACCACUGUUGAGGACGACUAUGGCUACGGAUCAGUCAGAUCGGUGGAGAGCACGCGUCCAGCGCUGGAGGCCGUCAACUGGUCCGCCGGGACACACAAUGGACCGACACAACCGGUGGCGGACGCAGGACUGGUGCUGCGCAUGCGCAACAGAAUAUCGGCACUACAGAGCGAACUGUCGCGGACUACCAAGCGGGCUGCCGACCUCGAGGAUAGGAUCAUGAACCGCCACUCGACCCCGGCCACGAACCCCAACAUAGACCGCUACAAGUUGGAAGAGUUGGAGAUUGAGAACAAGAAGCUGCGCGAACACCUGGACCGGCUGCGGGCGGCCGGGGACAGCAUGCUGGUCUCCAAGGAGGUUAUAGAACAAAUGAAUGUGAUGCAGAAGGAAUUGGACAGGAGAAGAGACGAGUGUAUACAACUGAAGAGUGUGCUAACUAACCAGAAACCGUGGUUCCAAGCUCUGAAAAGUGUCACUGUGAACCUGAAGUCGCUGGCGUCUUCAAACUACGGCUCGGACGUCGACAUUAUCAAUGAAGAUGGAGAACUAGCCACUGCUUACGAAGCGCAGAAGGGAAUUAAUAGACAACUACAAGAAGAGUUAUUACUGGAGAAGAAGUUCUACUCGGAACACAUAUCCAAGUCCAAAGCAGAGAUAGAGAAGUUGAGAGAAGAGAAUGAGAAAUAUCAGAAGUUACUGAGCGCGGACUUGAGUGCUGAACCCAAGAAUAAGACGCAAGAGUUUGCGCAAAAUGAGAUCAUCAGAUUGGCAGCUGAAAGUUUGGCGUUACAGGAACGCGUGGACAAGUUAUCAGAGAGCUGCCGGCGGUACAAGAACCAGAUCCGACUGCUGGUGAACAAGCUUAAGGAGGUCGGCAUCGAUGACGUCAACGAUAUUCUUGAUAGCAAUGACCCAGUGGUGCCACCGAACGCGUCGAUGACCCUGGAGAUGGCGCCAGUGACACGUAAGAAGGAACGCGAGUACCUCGGCAUGUUCGAGUACAAGAUACAGGAUGAGGGGCUCAUCAUCAAGAAGCUCAUUUCUGACUUAAAGCCGAAAACAGCAGUGACCCUGCUGCCAGGGCUGCCAGCAUACAUACUGUUCAUGAUGCUGCGACACAUGGACCACGUGGAUGACGAGCCGAAGAUGCACCAGCUCAUGAAGGCAGUCAGGACUGCUGUCAAGAAGACCCUGAAGAAACGGGCUGAGAGCGUCGAGUAUAAUGCGCUGUGGCUUGCUAAUAUGUUACGGCUCCUAAACAACCUGCGUCAGUACAGCGGCGACACGAUCUACCAGUCGGCCAACACGCCGCGCCAGAACCAGCAGUGUCUGCGCAUCUUCGACCUCUCCGAGUACCGGCAGGUGCUCAGCGACAUCGCCGUCUGGAUCUACCAGGGCCUCAUCCACCUGCUGGAGCGUCAGCUAGAGCGGCUGAUAAUCCCGGCGAUCCUGGAGCACGAGGAGAUCAGCGGGCUGUCGGGCCCCAGCGCGCGGCCCCCGCAGGCCGGCGCCGGGCCCCAGCGCCUCAAGCAGGAACUCUCCGCCACACACGACCAUCUCCACACCUUCGCCGUCGACCAGCCCUUGAGGCUGAUGAUAUUUAAACAGUUAUUCUACUACAUAUGCGCGUACAGCUUGAACCAGCUGCUGCUGCGCAAGGACCUGUGCUGCUGGGCCAAGGGGCUGCAGAUCAGGUACAACAUCUCCCAUCUCGAGACUUGGAUCAAGGAGCAUCUCGCUGAGUAUGGGCAGAAGAGUGUGGAAGAAAUACUAGGCGUUUUGAAGCCAAUCACCCAAGCGGUCCAAUUGCUUCAAGCUCGCAAGUCCAUGCAAGAUGUGCAGAGUACUGUCGAUAUGUGCGCUAACCUCACCGCCAUGCAAGUCUGCAAGAUACUGAACAUGUAUACUCCGGCUGAAGAGUACGAAGUGAAAGUAACGCGAGAAUUCAUCCACGAAAUACAGAAGAAAAUGCAGGAGAAGACAGGAGCUAAUCCUGAUAAGGAUCCUCAAAAUCUUCUAAUGGACACGAAAAUGAUAUUCUCGGUUCAAUUCCCGUUCAACCCAUCAUCUAUACGUCUGGAGGCGAUAGAGUUACCAGAAGUCCUAGAACUGGAGGGUCUACUCACAAAAAUAUAAAAAGACCAAGUAGACCGGAGAAGACCGUUAAACUAAGGUGAAUAAAUAAGCUUAUAGCUGCUCUAGAUUUUAUUUAUUAACGUUUAGAGAUUGGUCUACUGGUUAAAAUAUAGGAAAUUGAGUAGACCAUAGAAGACCAUGAUAGUAUAUAACAAUAAUUGUUUUUUUAUAUUAAUUUGUGCAUAGCUGAGAACGUAAUAUAGUUAAAAGACCUAAAAAGACGAUAGAAAUAAUAUGGUAAAUGUUCAAAUGAUAGAUUAGUUUUGUUAUAACAUUCCAUAGUGUCGGUCUUUUGGUUUUUUCACCAAAAGACCGAGUAGACCGAAAAGACCAUAGAAGAAAAUUAUGAAAUAGUUUAUAAGAAACAUGAUAAUAAGAUGCAUAAUAAUUUCUUUUUUUUUAUAUUUAAAAAGUUUUCGUUGUAAGUUGAACUCAAUUAAUUUUAAUCCUUAUCACCUUGCCUUUAGAUUCAGUUUAGCUCAACAUUCUUGUUCCUACGUUAUUAUUGCCAUACGAAAAUAAUCGUUCAAUAUGGUGCCAUUAUUAUAUUUAUUUUAAUUGGUAAUAAAAUAAAUAUUGAUGUAUUAAUUUUAUUAUUUAUUUAUUUAUGUUUAUUGUUUAUACUCGAAUGAGUAAUGCUGUAUUUAUUU
Messenger RNA from Spodoptera frugiperda (fall armyworm), 6503 nucleotides. RefSeq names its product unconventional myosin-Va (gene didum). Gene Ontology annotation, cellular component: actin cytoskeleton; myosin complex; vesicle. Lineage: Eukaryota; Metazoa; Arthropoda; Insecta; Lepidoptera; Noctuidae. The record is from RefSeq and is a predicted model, not a curated record. Gene Ontology annotation, biological process: actin filament organization; vesicle transport along actin filament. The coding region runs from base 376 to 5853 and encodes 1825 amino acids. The transcript has 41 exons. Gene Ontology annotation, molecular function: actin filament binding; microfilament motor activity; ATP binding.